AUGUCCAGCUUUGAUCCAAAUUACUUUGACGAAAUUCUAAACGGAGGAGAAAUAAACAAUGAGUUUGUUGUGGACGAGGAAGAAGCUAUCGCACGGCCAUACAACCGUAGCGGUGGUAGCUUCAAUAACGUUGGGGGGGCUAUGAGCCAUGCCCCCACGAGACCAUCCAAUCCAAUGACGGCAUCACAGGGGUCCUCCUACACAGCGAGUCAUACCACUAUUACCAGCUUGACCAGUCCAAAUCCCGAAUAUGGAACAUCAUCUGGUCUCCCGGCCCCCCAGGAGCGUGAACCAGUCCCUCAAGGAUACAAUGUAGGGGACUUAGACUUCAUCACGGGCGGAGACCAACCGCCGAUUGAUGAAGAGAUAUUGAACCCUACAACCCUUGAUCGAGACAUGCAGCGAUUGUUGGCCGAAAGGUCCCUUCAAAUGUCUGUUCCCCGGCAGGGGCCAUUGAUCGGUUUACCGGGACACAAUACCCCGGCAGCAUCCUCUACACUAGAAGAGCUUCGGAUGGAGCUACGUUUUCUAAAUGCUGUUCUACUUGAGCCUGUCGCUGAAAGCCUCUUGAAUGAGGAUGAAAUGGAACAGAUCCUGUCUCAACUUAGACAUGGCAGAACGGUUAUCGAGAAGAAGAGGCGCAACGGACACAGGAUCUCAAAGCCGCCUUCAACUAGGCGCAAUGGCAAGGCGGGGAAUUGUAAGAAAAAGUUUCGAUGCAUCAGGUGUGGCACAGAAUUCGGCACUACGGGAGCCCUUCAGCGACACGUUGAGGAUCAACAUCAUCCAUGCGUCAAUAUUGGCUGCCCUCAGCCAGGCUGUGGAGAGAUCUCCCGCAGAAGAGACAAGGCUAGAGAUCACUGCCUAAUUAGGCACAUGUGGAGGCCAACCAACGCGGAGCUUGAGCUGUACACAACACACCUCGAGUGUCCACCUCAUUGCAGCAUUUGCUUUCUGGUGGUCAAUGACUGGAGAUCAUUCUACAAGUGCUUUAUUUCCCAUUGCGGUAUCGACAAUAUUGGUCAAUAUGAUGGGCCAUCAUUCGAUGAUGACCCAGGCAAUGGUGCUGGCCCAGCCUCCGGCAAUGGUUCAAACUUUCCAGACAUGGGAAUGGGGGGCGCAGGCAUGUCUGCUGAUAAGGGCCAUAAUAACUAUGGUGGUCCUUCAAACCAGCACUGGGACUCCUGCUUCCAAAAGCCUAACUGGGGCCAGAACGCCUAUCAAUAUGCCUCCGGUAUGCAACGCUCAUCAUCAGAUGGCGAUAACAUGGUCCCACCCCAACCAGAUGCCUACCAUGACACCAAUCAAAAACGCCGCGCAUCUGCUCAGGAUAAUCCUGGUCUUCCUCGUGACUUUCCACAGCUUGGCCUGCCACAAAAACGCCCACUGAAGCGACCCAAAAAAGCAGGGGCCGAGCCUCAAGAGGAUGGGCCCUGUCCGAUAUGUGGGCACAAAACCAAUGACUGCAAAAUAUGUCAAAAGAGACCUAUGUCAAGUGAACGGUGCCAUGCGUGUGCUAGUAAUACCACGAUGGCCCAAACAGGCGUAUUAAAUUCCCAAGUGGGUCGUUAUGCAGCCCCAAGUCAGGGAAGUGUGAACUCCCAUCCGGUCAUAACACCGCAGCAGCUGCGCUAUCUUCAGAACCUUCAGGUUCAAAUGGCGUUUGGAAAUAUCAGCUCCCAAGCGCCACGGCAUCAUGUGAGCUACGGCCACUCAAUUGGAAGACCUCAGGGUGCCCCUCGAGGCUCCAAUGACUUUACCAAUAUGGUAGUUUCAACGUACGUGCCCGAUUUGAGCGAGGACGAGAUGCUUCCAACCGGAUCUGAAUCCUCGAAUGCGAGUUUUGGAGGCACCUGGCUCAGCUGUCUUCCCAUCCGAGUCUCACUCCCAAGGGAAAUGGUGAAGGUGUCCCAAGAGGCCAAAGCAUUAGGGUCUGGAGCGCCUGGAGCAACUGAUCAAAUGAUAUCCCAAACCAUCUCCGAAACCGAAUCGCCGAUCAAUCUGCCUGUGGCUAAACUUGAGGCUAUUAGUCCAAAGUUAUGUCGCUGUCCCUGUCGAACGAAGACUGCUGGGCCUAUCUAUUCGAGCAAUUCUCGCGUUGAGUUGAUCCCUGGGAAACUUCUCGACAUGACGCUCACGAUACUUCCUGAAGAUCGCGUCGGACAUCCACUGAGGACUCGGAUCAGGGUUGUUGUCAAACUACUCAAGUUGCGAUCGUCCGUGGUGAGAUCGGGGAACAAGAAAAAGAACAAGGAAGACGCGAAGGCCAUUGAGCUGGUCCUCAAGACUAGCCUAGAUGGCUCUGCACACACGGCACCCGUCACCAUAAAGCAAGAAGAGCCUAUUGCUGUCGAUGAAUCAGACAUCUCUGAAUCCGAAGACGACGGCACUUUCUCUGACGCUGAGUCCGUCACUUCUUCCGUUGCUGAAGCUUCUUCCGUUUCUGAGCUGGCACUUGUCCCCUUCAAAAGAGCCAAUUCGGAUAUUCUUUUCCCCGAUGAGCCAGAUGAGGAUCACUAUGAUACCUCGGACCUGUUCUCAGAUGUCCAUUUCCCCGACGACGAUUCCGAAGACACCGCCCAACCCGAACCUAACCCCGACGACAUCAUCGACGAGAUCCAAAGCCUAUCGCUCGCCGAUCCAAACUCCGACUACGAAAUCGAAGAAACAGAGCUGGAAAUAUCCAUGGACCUAGAUUUCCAGACAUGCCUCGAUAGUCUCUCCAGCUGGACUGAUGGACUCGCCGAUAUCGAGCAAUCUGGCCACACAAUCACCGAUCCUGCCCGCGUCUUCGAAUAUUUUUUCAGAUACAUCAUCUACGUCAUUUUUGCCUUGAGCAAGUCCAGAAUUGAGGCUGCUGGUCGCUGA
Penicillium longicatenatum is the source of this 2868-nucleotide messenger RNA. RefSeq names its product putative C2H2 zinc finger domain protein. Bases 1 to 2868 code for a protein of 955 amino acids. Lineage: Eukaryota; Fungi; Ascomycota; Eurotiomycetes; Eurotiales; Aspergillaceae. The record is from RefSeq and is a predicted model, not a curated record. The transcript has 3 exons.